This is a messenger RNA of Tetrahymena thermophila SB210, 846 nucleotides long. RefSeq names its product FAD-binding domain oxidoreductase. Gene Ontology annotation, molecular function: oxidoreductase activity. The transcript is spliced from 7 exons. Lineage: Eukaryota; Ciliophora; Oligohymenophorea; Hymenostomatida; Tetrahymenidae. The record is from RefSeq and is a predicted model, not a curated record.
AUGUCCAGAUCUAUUUAAACCAUUAGAAAUUUAUUCACUUUGAACUAAUUUGAUUGUGCUCUUAAUCAUUAAAAUUAAAAAGUAAAUGCUAAAUUUGCUGGGAAAUUCAAAAUAAAUGAAGAUCACUACCACUUUCGUUUCUUUUUGGAUAAUCCUGAUUAGCACUUAGGAACAAAAGUUGGACAAGCUGUGAAACUUACUCUAAAUUCUUAAAAACAAAACUAAAUUUCAAGAUAUUACAGUCUUGUAAGUGAUCCUUUUUCAAAAGGAUACUUUGAUUGUAUUGUCAAAGAUUUAGAUAAAUCAAAUUAUGCAGAGAACUCGAAUCCAAUGGUACCUCAAUUACUUUAAUUAAAGGAUGGGGCAAAAGUAGUUAUCGAAGAUCCCUACACUUAAUAUAUAUAUCAUGGCCUAGGAAACCUCACAUUUAAAAAAAACUUUAAUUCUGAAUUCAAAACUGGGAGAUUUGAUAAAAUUGGUAUAAUUGCUCAUAACAGUGCUAUAACUACGUUCUCUUAAUUAAUCUAAGGCGUCAUCUCUGCACGUGAUCCUACACAGAUAAAUCUUCUAUUUCAUAAUCACAAAAUACAAGAUGAAAUAUUAUUAGACGAAAUGACCAGAUUUUUCUUAUCUCACAACAUGAAAUACUCUACAGUUUUACAAAAUGCUAAAUCAGAUUACUAUGGAUUUAAUGGUGAUGUUUGCGAAAGAUCUAUCAUCCAAACACUACCCAGUCCUAGAGAAAAUUAUGUAAUAAUGCUAUAAGGUCCCAGACCUUUUAAGGAGAAGGUUUAUUAGCUUCUUUUAAAGAUGGGCUACGAUUCUGAAAGAAUUGCAUACAUGUGA